Molecule: messenger RNA, 3677 nt
Organism: Polistes canadensis
Lineage: Eukaryota; Metazoa; Arthropoda; Insecta; Hymenoptera; Vespidae
Exons: 4
Coding region: 268-1530 (420 amino acids)
Source: RefSeq, a predicted model, not a curated record
AGAAAUAAACAGUUAUUUUACCUAGAAUACUAUUGAAUUUAUGAAAUUAUGUUAUUGGUUAUAUGAAUUCGAUGAAAAUCGAGAUGCUCGUUCGUUCGAUGACCACGAAUAACACUUAAGAAUAAGAAGAAGAAGAAGAAGAAGAAAAAGAAAAGGAGAUAUUACGUGGACAGAGACGACUAGAAUUUAAAUGUGACUUUUAAGGUCAUGCGUAUACAUUAAAAAAGGGUAGAGCAGAGUCACAGAGAACUCAGAACGGUUUUAGACAUGGCAUCGUGCGUUAAGUACCUACUUCUUAUUUUUUCUUCCGUCGUUGUGCUCGCGAGAGCAGACGAUCGCGUGCAUUUCAACGAUGAACACGAGAAACGAUGGAACACACCACCAGAACUGACACCGGAGCAGGUUACCAGGAAAAAGGCAGAGACGAUAAAUGGAAGAGCUGAGGCACGAUUUCUUCCAUUCAGUGCGAGCUUCAACAUAAACGCUGGCCAGGACAAUAGCGAGACUUUGCAAUUGGGAGCUGGCCUCGGGGGUAUCAGUGUAUCUCAGAGUUCUAGUUUCUCUCAGGCUGCAGCCAAUUCCUUCGGGAAUACAGGAUCUUCGUUAUCUGCUAGUCAAUCCUCGUCGUUCGCUGCAGGAUUGACAGGAAUUUCUACAUCAGACGCUAAUUCGUUCAACGUAAACCAUCCUGUAUUUGGUGGACAGUCAAAUUCAAAUAGUAAUUCAUUCAGCGUUGGUCAAGCAAGUGCUUCCUCUCAAGCAAACGCACAGAACGGUCAGGCAAGUUCUGGUUCGCAGGCAUCAAUCGGUUCCGUGCAUUCUUCGGCAUCUACCGGUAGCAACGUGCAAGUUCUCUCCGAUGGUUUGAUACUAGGACAACCUCAAGGUCUAAGAAAACCAGUCUGGACCAACAUCGGACCUAACCAUGAUUUCCCUGGUCACCCAAUUUCCAACAGACCAACAUUAACCAUACAAGAAGCACCAAUCACCAAUGGACAAAAACGACCGAUAACGUUAACAUUAGGUGGCUACGAUUCACGCUGGCAACAAAGUAGACCACAACUUGAAACGAACGAAUGGUAUCCUAACGGGGGAACCAACUUUCAAGGACAUCAGUGGAGGCCACAUUCAAAGCACGAGUACGCUCAAGGCUAUCCGUCGAUUCCUAACUCGUGGUCGCAGGGUCAAGGACAGUCAAGCGAUGGUUUGCACAUCGCCGUAGGUUCUGCUAAUUCCGGUGCCUCCUCGAACUCCGGAGCUCAUGCUCAGGGAUUGGUUACUUCGGUUCAUCGAAAUCCUUAUAGACGAAACGAAGGCAACUUUGCUAAUGUCAAUUCCAUGAAUCAAGGUGGACUAUCUGUGGACUUUGUCAAAUUUCCUGGACAAACUCAUAUUCAAAGUAUACCACGAGAAUUUGUCAGGAGCAAACAAGCGUUCAAUGGCAAACGUCGAAUAAAAGAAACGGAUGUUGUUGAAGGUAUCGUAUCGGACAUCGCGGAUACGGUGUCGGAUUUGUUAGAUAUUUCGUAAUUUCAUUCUUUUUGAUCUGCCGACAAUAUUUUAGCAAUAGCUCAUUCAUUUGACUCCCGAUCGUGUAGCGUUCGAUAGAUGAUUAACGAUCUGUUCAUUAUUAUUUCCUUCUCAACGUUAUCCUUAUUCCAGGACGCAUUCCAAGAAAUUGAUCCACGUUGAGAUAUACAAAGAAUUAUUUAAUAUUCUCAUAAAUCUCACUGCGCAGGGAUUAUUUAUCGUGGUAUCACGUGCCAUUGCGUUAAACGCUCUUUAAUUAAAAAUAUGACGAACUGCGCCUACAAUUAUUUAUAUUCUAUGAAUCAAAGUGUAUUUUAGUAUUUUUAUGGACAAGAAAGUCAAGGAUUUUCGUAGAUCGACGAUUAACAAUGCGCCGAGUAUCAAGAAAUUUUAUUGAUUGUCCCAUUUACGUCACUGCCAGAUGCGUCAGUUCCGGCGUUUAAAUAGGUGAAGGUCAAAGUGCACAAUCAAUGAAAUGCAUAAAACAUAAAAAACAGCAGCACCAUCUUUCAAAGAUGAUCUAUCGAUCAUUGAAGAUUAUUUACGAAAGAUAAUAUUGUUCACGCUUCUAUUAACUGAUGGUACAAAAGAUUUCCUCCUUAACAACUGUAAGUUUCUUUAUCGACAUAGAUAAAAUAGACACAAAAAAUUAUGUGGCAUAAAAGAAACUAAAAAUAUCAUCCAAAAAAAUUACCUAAACUUUUACUCAUCUCUGAUUUGCGUUAGUACCUUUCAUUAAAAAGUACCGAAUACGUGAGAAAAAAUUGCAAUAUGAAUUUAAAUUAGAAUUUUCCCAUUAGACCAAUCGAUGACAUAAUAAUAACAACAAUAAUAAUAAUAAUAAUAUUAAUAAUUAUAAUAAAAUAACCAACCAAGGGGGACAUGGUAAGUCCGUAAUUAUAUUACAACGAGAAGUACGGACGGUUUAUUAUUAGUAUUAUUAGACAAUCUAUAAUUAUUAUCGGAACGUAAAAAACGUCAUACGUGCACAGUGCCCAUUUAUACGUGCAACAAACGAUUGACUGAAAAAUAAAAAGUUGAUUACAGGAAACGUGAUCGCUACACUCGCAGUAAUCAGUAUCUAUGAAUUUUUCUUUCGAUAAUUCGCGAUGUUUUGAUAGGGGAAGUGCGAGUGACUAACAACAAACCAGUACGAAUUCAGAAAAUCCCCGAUCAAUUACUAAAUACUAUGGAAUUAAUUAUUCGUAUGGUCUAUAAUAAAAAAACAAAUAACGUGUUAUAUUUGCAAAUCUCACAAAAGAGAAUUCAUAUUUUAAUUUAUUAUUUAUUUAAUCCAAAUAAUAUAUAAAGUAAAAAAGAAAAAGAAAAAGAAAAAAAAAAGGAUAGAUGUAUAAAGUAAUUAAUUUUAAUGAAUCUAAUUGAUACAAUGCCAAAAUAAAAGUAAGAUGACCCUUUUUCAUGGUCGCGUUACAUGGUUUGAAUUAUUGACUCGAUGACUUUUAUAGCUUACAUACUCGUAGCCAUUAAGUAACCACGUUAACGAUCUCGACCGACGUGCUGUACUACCCACUCGAUGGACACCAUAUCUCAGAUUUGUAAACGAUAUAGUUCCCUUUGCGGUUGCCCGAUGAAACGAAUCGACGAUUGGUAGAUAAUAAGAAGAAAACGUCCUUUAUGAAAAUAUCUAUGUAUAAGGUGGAAUAUGCAAAAUGAUUGUGACUAACGAGUUCUUAAGGAAAAAAAUGAAGGAACAAAUAAAAAUUAAACAAUUGGUGAUCUAUUCGUCCCUCUCCUAUAUAUACCUCACUCAACGAGGAGGAUCCUCUUCGAAGGAUUAUUAUUCUUCCAUCUGACCUGAACAGCAAUGGUCAAGGAUAAGCUGGAUUAACGUCCCUCUUCUUCGCGGUAAGAAAAAGACAAAGAGAGAGUGAGGAAGAGAGAGAGAGAGGGGGGGAGAGAGGGGAAAGAUGAACGAGGUUACGAUCGUUACUGUCAUCGGCAUUGCUUUCAAAUCUCAACCGAGUUCGUAUAUAGGAACUGGCCAAUGAUCUCACACUUUUUUCCAAGUAACAGGAUUGCGCAAACUAUUUCGAAGAAAUGUAAUUAAGCUCUACGUAAAAAUGAUUUAGGGUUGUUGUUGCAGAUUUAUCUCGUGACGAAAAAUAGAUUUAUGUAACAUGAAUUUU